Molecule: messenger RNA, 1835 nt
Organism: Cuscuta campestris
Lineage: Eukaryota; Viridiplantae; Streptophyta; Magnoliopsida; Solanales; Convolvulaceae
Source: the annotation of a GenBank genome assembly
GCGCUGCAGAUGCCUUCUGAGCCCAAAAAAAUUUCUCAGUCAUCUCUGCAACAAGCGCUCAUCCCUUCCCGAGAAGACACUGACCACAGCCCAGUCUUCUCUCUUCUCUUCUCCUUUCGUCGCCAUUGAUCCCUCCUCCUCUCUUCCACGACCAAAUGGAGCCGGCGCAACACCAAGCCAGCAGCUUAGGCGACGACGACGAAGGAGGCGCCGCGGAUGCAAGGGGAUUCGGAUGGAGCAGCGGCGAUGUCGCCGGAGACAUGAAAGAGGAAAUGACUCCCGGAUCCGGAGAGAGGAUGUUCCCGUAUUCAUGCGGCGGGAGCGACAACUCCUGGUUCGUGAACAGUCACAGUGAAGGAGACGCAUCGCGCUCGCCUUCCUUGCUUCAACUCCAUUCACAAGAGAAUUGCGAUUUCUCUGCUGUUAUUGACUCCGGCUAUGGCGGUUGCGGUGGUCUCGACCCCACUGAAUCGACUCUCUCGCUCCAUCCUCAUCCCUUUCAUCCCCAUUAUCCUCCUUACUUCUCGUCGCUAUUCACCGCCGUCUGCAACUAUCCUUUUGACGAUAAUCUCGAAUUACUGAGGAAUUCCGGGUUCUCGGAUACCCUAGCCUGGAAUUCGAACGAUGCUAUGAGUUCUCAGGGGUUGAGUUCGCAGAUGAGGCUUGCCGAAUCGGACUUGGGGUUCCUCAUGCGCCACACACCUGCGGACAAUGGCGCCGCCGCCGUAUCUUGCUGCGGUUUUGGCCCAGCGAGCUUGGAUGGAUAUGGAGCCAUGGCUAUGAAGACACUCGAUAGCCCACCUUCGGGAAUGGGGACAUCUGAUCUAAAUCUCCUCCGGAAUAGAUCGAUUAUGCAUAAGAAAUCAGAUUCUGGAGAGCCAUGUGAGAAUCUCAUGUUGUCCGAGUACGAUAAUAACGAUGGAGUGGAGAUUUCAAACGCCACUAGUUCAGCUAUGGACGGAGGGGAUCCCAAGGGGAAGAAGAAGGGGAGGCCUCCUGCGAAAAAUCUUAUGGCGGAGAGAAGAAGAAGAAAGAAGCUUAAUGACAGGCUGUUCAUGCUUAGGUCUAUUGUCCCUAAAAUCAGCAAGAUGGACAGGGCUUCCAUUCUUGCAGAUGCCAUUGAUUACCUGAAGGAUCUUCUGCAGAGAAUCAAAUGUGUAAAUGAUGAACUGCAGUCAUUGGCAUCCGCGGGCUCUUCUAUGACAUUCCCGGUGAAGAAGGAAUAUCGGAAAACCGCAUUAUCAAGCCCAACUAAUCAGCCACCAAUGGUACAAGUUGAGGUUAGAGAAGACAAUGCUUUCAAUAUCCACAUGUUCUGUAGCUGUAGACCCGGGCUUUUGCUCUCCGCCAUAAGGGCCUUAGAUAGUCUUGGCAUGGACAUUCACCAGGCAGUCAUCAGCUCUGUUGAUGGUUUUGCUUUAGAUGUUUUCAGAGCUGAGAAAUGCAAACGAGUUGUUGAUGUUCACCCUGACGAAAUCAAAACUGCUCUUUUGGACACUGCCGCUUUCCAUGGGCUGGUAUAGAUUUUGUUGUGUCAAAAAGUUCAGGAAAAAUGCACACUGUGAGCCACUGUUUGUCGGAGGCCCUCUCAGGGACACGGCCGAUUUACUCCUUAGAGUAGAGGUAACGUUUGCACGCAUUUUGGUCUCUUAGACUCAAAAGUAGAGGGAGGAUAAGAAGGGUGGGAUGAAUUGAGCUUGUUUGGUUUGGUUAUGAACUUUAGAAAAUAUGGUUUUGUGUUUUGGGAGUUCUAACUGCAGGUUCUUUGUAAUUUAUAACCACUGAGUAGCUUUCUUGAAAUGGCAGUGUUUUGGUAAUAAAGAGCCAGUCUGUUG